Messenger RNA from Carassius carassius (crucian carp), 1599 nucleotides. RefSeq names its product carboxypeptidase A4 (gene cpa4). Gene Ontology annotation, molecular function: zinc ion binding; metallocarboxypeptidase activity. NCBI's taxonomy places the organism in Eukaryota, Metazoa, Chordata, Actinopteri, Cypriniformes, Cyprinidae. Bases 91 to 1368 code for a protein of 425 amino acids. The transcript has 11 exons. Gene Ontology annotation, biological process: proteolysis. The record is from RefSeq and is a predicted model, not a curated record.
AGCUGUAAAAGGAUAAAACUUAAAUGACUUCUGAGUGUCAAAGAGCUGCUUUACAUUAAAGAGACCUAGAGUAGAGAUAAUUCCCAGAACAUGAGACUCUAUCUCGCAGUCUUUGCGCUCUUGGCAGCAGUUCACUGCGAGGAGCUCUUUAAUGGUAGAGACCAGGUUCUCAGAAUUAAUGCAGAAUCUAAAAACCACAUUCAGAUUUUGAAAAAGCUGGAAAGGGACGUGGAUUCUGGGCUGGAUUUCUGGACUCAUGCCGUCUCUACUGAGCAACCUGUUGACAUCCGUGUGCCUCACUCCAGUCUGUAUGCUCUAAAGGACUUCCUCAAGAAAAACAACAUCCCUUUCACUGUCAUAAUCAACAAUGUGCAAGAACUUUUGGACAGAGAGAGAGAAGAAAUGGUUCGCAAUGCAGAAGUGGAACGCCAGACAAAGAUCUUCAACUUUGCUGCUUAUCAUGACCUGGAGACUAUUUACAAUUUUAUGGACACCCUUGUUGCAAGUCACUCUAACUUGAUCUCUAAAGUGAAUAUUGGCAGCACUUAUGAGAACCGUCCUAUGUAUGUCUUGAAGUUCAGCACUGGUGGAGAGAAAAAACCUGCGAUCUGGAUUGAUGCUGGAAUGCAUGCGAGGGAGUGGAUUUCUCACGCUACUGCAGUGUGGCUCGCUGACAGAAUUGCCACAGACUUUAAGAAAAACCGUGCCCCUGUGCCCAGUAUCCUCAGUCAAAUGGAUAUUUACUUGAUGAUUGUGGCCAAUCCUGAUGGAUAUGUCUUCACCCACCUCUCUUUCAGUCCGAUUAACCGUUUCUGGCGUAAGAAUCGGUCUGCGACCUCUAGCCCCAAAUGCAACGGUGUUGACCUCAACAGAAACUGGGAUGCUGAAUUUGGUGGUCCUGGAGCAAGCGAUGACCCCUGCGCUGAAGACUACCGUGGUCCUUUUGCGCAAUCUGAGUUUGAAGUGAAAAACAUUGCAAAAUUCAUCACGAGCCACAGCAACUUCAAAUCCUUCAUGACCCUUCACUCUUACAUGCAGCUCUUGAUGUAUCCGUAUGGCUACAUCGGCAUAGAUGCUCUUGACUGGCCGGAACUGCAUGAUGUGGCCACAAAGGCAAAAAUAGCCCUCUAUUCCUUGCAUGGCACCGUUUAUAAAGUUGGAAGCAUCUUCCACAAGAUUGAUCAAGCUAGUGGUGCAAGUCUUGACUGGGCUUAUCUACGUGGCAUCAAAUAUUCUUUUGCUUUUGAUUUGCGUGACACUGGUGAAUAUGGAUUCCUCCUGCCUGCUGACCAGAUCGUCCCCACUGCAAAGGAGACGUGGUUUGCUAUCAAAUACAUUAUGAAAUAUGUUUGUGAUCACCCUUACUGAGAAAAAUGUACUAAUACAUCAGUAGAGGUACCAGAGGAUAUAUGCUAUGAAACGUGUGUCGUUUCAGAUAUGACGCUUCAGUGUUUUCCAAAGAACUCAGUUUUGAUAGAGUUCUGUUAUAUCCCAAAUCCCAUCUCUUCAGGAAUUUUUUUUUUUUUUGCAAUUUUCUCAGGUCCAUUUUGUGAUGGUCAGUGUUCAUGUUUAUAAAAUAACUUUUAUGGCAGUUUAUGU